CAAUACUGAACACAUUAUAAAGAGAGGAGAGAAAAAAAUAAGGAAAACGGAAAAAGAAAAAGAAAAACAGAGAGAAAAUGGGGAAGAAAAAUAUGGAGAGUUGGGAAGGGACGAUGCCACGGCCACUGCCACUUCUCCUCCGUAACGUCAUAGCUUCCGUUCUCUACAACGCCGACAACUCAUUCCUCUUAUUCGCCCAAAAAUACAAAAUCCUUCAAACGCUGCGUUUCAUUCUCCUCAACUGCUACCUCUUCUUCGUCCGUUUCCUUUCUUCUUUCAUCCUCGACAAAUACGACGCCGUCAAGGUCAAGCAGUACCACAAAUACGCAUACGAAGCGCCGCGAAACGACACCGGCAUCGCACGUGCGCUUUCGCAGCUCCUCUCAUCCCUGAACGACAUCCCCGUCAGUUCGAGGAAGUACGAGGUGGUUCGAUCUCUUGCGGAGAGGAUCAUCGACGACAACCAGAGGGACGGGGUCCACGCGCUGCGCGAGAUCAACCGCGUGGUUCUCUCGGCGGCGUUUGCGAGGGCGCUGAGGCAGUUGGAAGCGGCGGUGGCUGAGCGCGGGAUAGGGGAAGGUGAAGGAGAGGGUGAAUACUACCCGCUGAGGAGGGUUCUGAGGACGGUUGGUUGGAGGGUGAAAGGAGCGGAAGGGAAUCUGUCUGGGGUUCCGGCGGAGAAGCUGGCGGCGGAGUUGGUUUGGUUGGCUCAGAAGUUGGCGUUUUGUGAAUGUACGGAGGAAGCUGUUCGGCUGUGGGCGGCGGCGUCUAAUUUGGGGUACCUCUCUCUCACGGCUGACCCGCGUUUGCAGUCUUCCCUUGUCAAACUUGCAGCAGCGUUCUUGUUCAAGGAAGCCAAAGACAUGGGCCUAGACGAAAUCGAGGGAAGCAAGAUGAAGCUACACAUGCAAGUCAAGUUAAAGAUGUUACAAUCAUGGCUGCCAUUGUUGUGUAGGGCCAGUAAUGGCACCGAUGCCCCCGCUUUAAGCAUUAGUGAGAAGGCUGAGUUAGAGAGGGUGUUAGAGAACAUUAUAGAGGGGUUGGAACAAGAGGAGCAGGAGCAGAUUCUUUCUCUCUGGCUCCAUCAUUUUACGCAUUGCUCAUCGUCUGACUGGCCAAACCUCCAUGCAUGCUUUGCUCGUUGGUGCACUGUAUCUCGCAAGCAGUUGCUGCAUGGAUGAAAAUUGACAUUAAUACAAAAGCAAUUAUACUUUGCUAUAUAUGUUAGCCUUAAUUUUCAAAGGUUCGAUCACCAGGCUAUUUAAUUUCUUGCAUACACUUUUAGUAUAAAAAAAUGUAAAAAAAUAAUAAUAAAAUAAGCAUUUUUUGUUAUCAGGGCAUUAGAUAGAGAAUGAUAUUUGUUGAGAUAUAUAGUCCCACAUUGGUUGUAUGUGCAACUAAUGUGGAGUUUAUAAGACCUUGGGGUGGUGUAUCUCAAGGUUCUUUACAAUUUUGUAUAAUUAAAAAUUGGGGACCAUCAUACUAAUAAAUAUGAUAUCUGCAGCUUAAUUAUCGAGCCAUUGGUUUGGUUAAAUUUUCGCAUAUGGAAUUUUGAACAAGGGUUGUCGUCC
Molecule: messenger RNA, 1571 nt
Organism: Gastrolobium bilobum
Lineage: Eukaryota; Viridiplantae; Streptophyta; Magnoliopsida; Fabales; Fabaceae
Exons: 2
Coding region: 78-1181 (367 amino acids)
Source: RefSeq, a predicted model, not a curated record